Molecule: messenger RNA, 1958 nt
Organism: Dama dama (fallow deer)
Lineage: Eukaryota; Metazoa; Chordata; Mammalia; Artiodactyla; Cervidae
Gene: GJB3
Product: gap junction protein beta 3
Exons: 2
Coding region: 404-1216 (270 amino acids)
Biological process (GO): cell communication
Cellular component (GO): connexin complex
Source: RefSeq, a predicted model, not a curated record
CCGGGGACCACUUGGCACUUAACAGUGUGGAGCGCUUCACGCCCCGAAUCUCAUUGGAGCCUUUGCCACACAGCCCUGCCCAGGGCCAUCGAUGCCCCGGUUUCGCUCACGAAGGAGAGACCGAGGCUCAGAAGAGCGAGCGUCGAGCCCCGAAGGAGCCCGGCACAGCGUCGGGACGAGAACCCGACCCUCGCCGCGGGCGGCUCUCGAGCUCCUCCCCCGACUCGCCCUCCCCUAAGCCGCCCCCGGCUGUGCUUGCCGCCACGCGCCUCCCGGCGACUGCAGAGACGCGGCUCCCUGCCUGCUCGCGCGUGCUUCGGCUCUUGAGGACGCGGGGUCCUGGCUCCCCCGCUGGCCGCGCCGCUGCGGGUGGGCACGGCCCCGGCGCCCCGCCCCAGGCACCAUGGACUGGAAGACACUCCAGGCCCUGCUGAGCGGAGUCAACAAGUACUCCACGGCCUUCGGACGCAUCUGGCUGUCGGUGGUGUUCGUCUUCCGCGUGCUGGUCUACGUGGUGGCCGCGGAGCGCGUGUGGGGGGACGAGCAGAAGGACUUUGACUGCAACACCAAGCAGCCGGGCUGCACCAACGUCUGCUACGAUGAGUUCUUCCCCAUCUCCAACAUCCGCCUCUGGGCCCUGCAGCUCAUCUUCGUCACGUGCCCGUCGCUGCUGGUCAUCCUGCACGUGGCCUACCGCGAGGAGCGCGAGCGGCGGCACCGGCAGAAGCACGGCGACCAGUGCGCCAAGCUCUACGACAACACGGGCAAGAAGCACGGCGGCCUCUGGUGGACCUACCUGCUGAGCCUCGUCUUCAAGCUCCUCAUCGAAUUUCUCUUCCUCUACUUGCUGCACACGCUCUGGUACGGCUUCGGCAUGCCCCGCCUGGUGCAGUGCGCCAACGUGGCGCCCUGCCCCAACACCGUGGACUGCUACAUCGCCCGGCCCACCGAGAAGAAGCUCUUCACCUACUUCAUGGUGGGCGCCUCCGCCGCCUGCAUCGUGCUCACCUUCUGCGAGAUCUGCUACCUCAUCUUCCACAGGGUCGUGCGAAGCCUUCACAGGAAGAGCCAGCGCGGGGGCCGCGGCCACGCCGCCUCCGCCAGCCGGGCCUCCACCUGCCGCUGCCACCACAAGCUGCUGGAGGCCGGGGACCUGAGCCCGGACUCCCGCGACAACAAGCUGUGUGCUUCGGCACCCACCAUGACCCCCAUCUGACCACGGGGCCGGGUGGGGGGCCAUCCUGGGGCUGCCCGUGGGGACAGAAGCAGGGUCUUAUGGUGCCGGUGGAGGGGUCCUACGGGUGCUGGGUGCCCCCACUCUGAAUUCACUACACUAUGCAAUUUCGUUUUUAGCAGAUUUUUUCUUUUGAACGCCGGACACUGUGCCGUCUAUCUGGUAUAGGUCACACCACAGGCCCAGUGGCGGCCCUCCUAGGAGACAGACAUUGAAAGAAGCCGGUUAACUGCUGCCUACAAGGUGACACUUGGCAGGGCUUCCCCUAACCGAGGAAGGAGUGAUCAGGAGAGGCUUCCCCCAGGGAGGAAUGUUUAAGGGAGGUAAGAUGAGCUUCUUAGCAGGGGAAAGUAAGUGCAGAUGCCCAGAGGCCAUAAAAAGAGGCUUGCCUUGGGUUGGAUGCACCAGGCCAAAGGGCAUCUUCCUUCCAGAGCGGCACCCAGAUUCCUGGGGUGGAAAGGAAGUGUCCGCCCAGUGGUGGAGGGCUGGAGGCUGAGAGUGAGCCUGGGAAGAGGAGGAGGCAGCUCUGGUGACACCCAGAGACCCUCUGGGCCGCCACUGCCCUCCAGGAAGCCCCCACGCCCCUGGUCAUUCCUCCAGCUUCAGGCAGCUUUGCUCCCAUCUUCCUUCCACACCGUGCUCAGUCUGGUGCCAGCCUCUCAGGGACUUGAAGUGGAUGUACUGAUAGGAACAUCCCCAAGGAAUUUUUCUUGAAUUCAAUAAA